Racocetra fulgida is the source of this 567-nucleotide messenger RNA. The record is from the annotation of a GenBank genome assembly. Lineage: Eukaryota; Fungi; Glomeromycota; Glomeromycetes; Diversisporales; Gigasporaceae.
AUGUUGUGUCAGGAAUACGACGGUGUCAGGGCGGACAUCGUCCUUCUUGGCAAGGCACUUUCUGGUGGUGUGUAUCCUGUAUCAGCAGUGUUGGCAGAUGAAGAAAUUAUGUUAUGCAUCCAACCUGGUGAACAUGGUUCGACCUACGGUGGUAAUCCAUUGGGUAGUGCGGUUGCGAUUGCGGCGCUUGAUGUAAUUAAAGAAGAAAAUUUGGUGGAGCGGGCUGCUUCGCUAGGUGAAAAGUUUCGUGAGGCCCUUCGAAAAAUCGAUUCCCCCCUCAUUAAAUGUGUGCGUGGGAGGGGCUUGCUAAAUGCCCUAAUAAUCGAUGAAAGCAAAUGUGAUAAAAAUGCAUGGCAUUUAUGCCUACUGCUCAAAUCACGUGGGUUGUUGGCGAAACCCACUCAUGGUAAUAUAAUUCGCCUUGCACCAGCAUUAAACAUCAAGGAAGAAGAUCUGAUGAACGGUGUCAAAAUAAUCGAAGGGGCAUUGAAAGAAAUUAUUAAUCUAAAUAUUGAGGAUAUUCCAGGAUAUUUAGAAGACAAAAAAUUAUAUGAAAAUAGCUCAUAA